Molecule: messenger RNA, 1056 nt
Organism: Cuscuta epithymum
Lineage: Eukaryota; Viridiplantae; Streptophyta; Magnoliopsida; Solanales; Convolvulaceae
Source: the annotation of a GenBank genome assembly
CCACUAUUCAUGUUCAUUUUUUCUAAUACUGUAAUACUUUAUACCCUUCGGUAGUCCUGCGAGGCCUACCAUUGGAUAAAUUAUGGCUCAAAAUAGCAGCCGCAGCCGCCGACAGAGCCCGAAUAUACUAAUAACGGGAACGCCUGGCACGGGGAAGACGACGACGGCGUCUGCCCUCGCGGACGCGGCUCAGCUUCGCCACAUAAACAUCGGCGAUCUAGUCAAAGCGAAGAACUUGCACGACGGCUGGGACGAUGAGCUCGACUGUUUCAUCAUCAACGAAGACCUUGUUUGUGAUGAACUUGAGGAUAUGAUGGAACAAGGUGGAAACAUUAUUGAUUACCACGGAUGUGACUUCUUUCCAGAGCGUUGGUUUGAUCGUGUUGUUGUUCUUCAAACUGAAAAUUCUGUCUUGUAUGAUCGCUUGAAACAGAGGGGUUACUCAGAAGCAAAACUUAAAAAUAACAUAGAAUGUGAAAUUUUUCAAGUGUUACUGGAGGAGGCAAAAGAGAGUUAUAGAGAGGAAAUUGUAUUUGCAUUAACGAAUAACUCCAUUGAGGAUGUUGCCAGGAAUGUUGAGACCCUUGCUAAUUGGGUUACCAGCUGGAACAGCACAUUGUGAGAUUGUACUUACUUUGUUUUCAUAGAAAUCUAUGAUCUUGCAGAAUGGUUUUGUCCAAGAGUAGCAUUUAUGUAGUAUUUGUGGAUUAUAUGUUAUUAUAUUACUUUUCUGUAUUUUCAUAGAACUGCUUGGUUUCAGAAAUUUUGCCAAUGUUUCUUGCAUGGACCUAAGACGGGAGGGAAGGAAGGGAAUGUGGGCGGUGUCUGUUUAGUUUGGACCUUUGGCACUUUGGCCAGUUAGAAUGUGUAGAGGGAAAAACGCCUUUUCACUUGGACUGUUUUCAGUCCUAAUUAGAAUAACACACGAUACUUGACUGUUUGAUGUUUGAUUCUAAAAGAAUCACAAAAGCACUAUCUGUAUUGUUGAGAGAUCAUUACGUAUAGAAUUGGAAAUGUCACAAUGUAUAUGCUAAAAUAAACAGCUUUAUGACAUUA